ACAUAUCGAGAUUUUAGCGUCAUUUUACCACGUGCUUUUAAACCUAUUGUUAUUGUCACGUGAUUCCGCUGAUCCAAUAGCGUUACAGUAAUCGAGUACUAAAACGUCCGCGCGAGGUUUUAUAAGUCGCGCCAAAUCUUGUUUACAGUGUAAACCAGAUCAUGAAAACAAGAGGAGUGCGAGUAGAUUUCCUGUCUUAUUUUCAAAACAAAGCGGAUCUUAGGCCCAGUAAAAUUAAAUUAUUAUCCUACUCUGAUGAGUACGAUGUAGAUCGUAUCAUAACAAAGUCAACUAGUAAAGGUUAUCUAGUAAAGUGGAAGGGAUUCAGCCUUUGGGAUAGUACGUGGGAGCCCUUAAACAGCAGAUGCUCCAGCACAUUUGAAUACAUAUACAGAUACCCAGUUGUAAACAACGAACUUAUCCAAUCAAACACAGACAACCUACUUUUUGUUAUAAGGGAGAGGCUUGGCAAAAGGACGGGGAGGUGUGGCCUUGUGGCAUUUCGACACGAUGUGUUUCGUCAUUUGUUUGGACUGGAGAAAACCAGGCUGUUCAGCAGAGAGGAUUUUGAACAUUUGAACUUUCCAGAUUGCUGGGACCAGUUUAAAGGUGAACGGUCCGGACGCAAGAUUAGCUUUCCAAUGAGAAUGACUUUAAAAGUGAAAUUUUGUAAGGGACAUCCUAUGCCAUAUGAAGCAAUUGACAUUGAAUUCGUCACAGAAAGAUUUUCUACUAUCUAGUUCACAAGUUUAUCAGUAGAGAAUUAUGAAUCCAGCAUAGUUGUCAUUAUUAUCUCAAACUCAAACGCUAAUUUUAAUUAUGGUCACAGUUGAGGUUAUACAUGGCAAGGGCCAGUCAAGUUUUCUUCUAACAAACUUUGAGCUGUGCCAAAUAAAAAUGGAAGAAGAUUCAAACGAAAAACUCAAUAUGAUUGACAUAAUAAAUAAUAAUCUCCCAAAAUCAUGCGUUAAAAUCAACCCCAUGUCGGAAAGACUCCUGGC
Molecule: messenger RNA, 1001 nt
Organism: Owenia fusiformis
Lineage: Eukaryota; Metazoa; Annelida; Polychaeta; Sabellida; Oweniidae
Source: the annotation of a GenBank genome assembly